Bradysia coprophila is the source of this 861-nucleotide messenger RNA. Its product is annotated as DNA-directed RNA polymerases I, II, and III subunit RPABC1. Gene Ontology annotation, biological process: transcription elongation by RNA polymerase I; tRNA transcription by RNA polymerase III; transcription by RNA polymerase II. Gene Ontology annotation, molecular function: DNA binding. The record is from RefSeq and is a predicted model, not a curated record. Gene Ontology annotation, cellular component: RNA polymerase III complex; RNA polymerase II, core complex; RNA polymerase I complex. NCBI's taxonomy places the organism in Eukaryota, Metazoa, Arthropoda, Insecta, Diptera, Sciaridae.
GAUGGCGUUGAUGGCGAUUGUCAUAUUGUGAAAUUCAUAACAACAGUGCGGUGUAGCAAGCAAUUUCCGUGAUUUUUUGUUAUUCUUAAGUUUUCUCCACUUCAAUUAAAUUUGAAAUUUUCACAAACAAAAGUCGCUCAAUUAAGUCACCAUGGAUGAUGAAGCCGAAACAUAUAAACUCUGGAGAAUUCGGAAAACAGUUAUGCAGUUGAGUCAUGACAGAGGUUAUCUCGUAACGCAAGAUGAAUUGGAUCAAACAUUGGAACAGUUCAAAGAACAAUUUGGUGACAAGCCCAGCGAAAAACGUCCUGCUCGUUCCGAUUUAAUCGUACUGGUUGCACACAAUGACGAUCCAACAGAUCAAAUGUUUGUUUUCUUUCCCGACGAACCGAAAAUCGGCAUCAAAACUAUCAAAACAUACUGCACCCGAAUGCAGGAAGAGAACAUCCAUCGAGCAAUUGUCGUUGUUCAGGGCGGUAUGACUCCAUCGGCCAAACAGUCCUUGGUGGACAUGGCACCGAAAUAUAUCUUAGAACAAUUCCUCGAAUCUGAGUUGCUGAUCAACAUUACGGAGCAUGAAUUGGUACCUGAGCAUGUUGUUAUGACCCCCGAAGAGAAACAGGAAUUAUUGCAACGAUACAAGUUAAAGGAAAAUAUGCUCAUGCGAAUUCAAGCUGGUGAUCCGGUGGCUAGAUACUUUGGAUUGAAAAGAGGACAAGUUGUCAAAAUUAUCCGGCCAUCGGAAACAGCUGGCAGAUACAUUUCGUAUCGAUUGGUUUGCUGAAUAUUCCAAUGUUGUAUACUAAAGUUAGAGAAUUAAAGACGAAAACUCGAGAAUUGGAAGUCGUUUUUAAGAAAAGA